This is a messenger RNA of Cuscuta campestris, 616 nucleotides long. NCBI's taxonomy places the organism in Eukaryota, Viridiplantae, Streptophyta, Magnoliopsida, Solanales, Convolvulaceae. The record is from the annotation of a GenBank genome assembly.
CUAUCUGAUUUUUGCAUGCGCUUGAGGAGUGGAAGAGUAAUUGGUGAUAUAGAGGUAAACGGUAGCAACUCUGAGGUAAGUGUGUCUGAACCCAAUUCUUUUAAUAGCGAGUUUGUUGCUGAGUCUGAGGAUAGACCUGCCAAUUUGCUUGCUGUUGAUUUGUUUGAUUCUUGUUCUGAUAGCAUCUUUGAUAAUCUUUUUGAAAUAAAAUCUGAACCAAAGAUGACAACUUUAAGAGAAUUGGCAGCCCCUAACCUAAAUGUUCAACCGCUUUCUAUCACAUAUGCUGAGCUAGAAAAGCCUUUGAAACUGAAUUCUGGCUUCAUAAAUUUACUUCCAAAAUUCCAUGGUCUUCUUGGAGAGGAUCCCUUUAGGCACAUCUCUGAAUUUCUGAUUACUUGUGGUGCUAUGGUGCCUGAAGGGGUUGCUCAAGACCAAAUAAGGUUGAGGGCUUUCCCGUAGCUUAUAAGGCAAAGGACUGGUUGUACUACAUGCCAGCCGGUUCUUUCACUACUUGGAAUGCUCUACACAAAGCUUUUUUAGAAAAAUAUUUUCCAGCUUCUAGGAUAGGUUCAAUUAGGAAAGAAAUAUGUGGGAUUAAACAAAUGAUUGGGGA